AUGGUCGACUUCCCCGAGAACGCCCAGCGUAGCUUUUUCUUUCUUUCGGACCAGGAAGCGCACGUCGCAACACACCGAAUUCAGGAUGAUCGAGCUGAUGUUAUACCCGAGCCGUUUUCCUGGGGCACGCUUCUUGCUAAUUUCAAGGAUCCGAAACUCUACGGCUUUGCGGUCAUGUUCUUCUUGCUCAAUCUCAUCUCGACAGCCUUGUCAUAUUUCUUACCCAUCAUCUUACAAUCCGGAAUGGGUUUCAGUUCAAAUAAAUCAAUUCUGCUCUCAACACCGCCCUACUAUUAUGCCGUAAUCCCGGUGAUUCUCACCUCAUUAGUCGGAGAUUUCUACCGCGUUCGUGGGCCACUGAUCAUCUUCAAUGCUCUUGUCCUCAUAGCCGGGUUCUUGAUGUUCGGUCUUCCCUCGUCCAACUCGGUGCCAGUGCGUUACAUCGGAACCUUUCUGGCGACCGGCGCUUAUAUCUCGAACUGGGCUGCCCUCAAUGCAUUCCAGGCCAAUAAUAUCGUGGGCCAGUGGAAACGAGUGGCCACUGCUGCGGCAGUCACUGCAUGCAACGGACUUGGGGGUGUGGCAGGCAGCUUUAUUGUCCGCCAGCAAGAAGCCCCGCACUAUCAGACCGCAGUUUGGGUGUCAGUCGGGUCCCACCUUCUUCUCAUUGCAAUCGUGGGUGCAUUCGCAGUUUACUUUUACACUGUCAAUCGGCAGCAAGGGCGGGGACUAAAGGUCCUUGAAGGUGUGCUUGCUAAAAGCAACGAUUGCAACACAAAAGGAGAUAUUUUGGGACCGGCAGAUUGA
Molecule: messenger RNA, 807 nt
Organism: Penicillium verrucosum
Lineage: Eukaryota; Fungi; Ascomycota; Eurotiomycetes; Eurotiales; Aspergillaceae
Exons: 4
Coding region: 1-807 (268 amino acids)
Biological process (GO): transmembrane transport
Cellular component (GO): membrane
Molecular function (GO): transmembrane transporter activity
Source: RefSeq, a predicted model, not a curated record